UUAAAUCCGCGGAAGGAGUGAGUGUUGACAGCUCCGCUUGACAAGAGUUCACCAGUAUAACCAGAGACUGCGUGUAAGGUCCAUCUUCUUGGUGGGAGACAUGUCGGGCAGCAGAGUGAUGAGAGCCAUCAGAGUGAGUGAGUUCGGAGCUCCGUCAGUUCUCAGCCUGUGUUCCCAGGUGACCGUCCCAAAGCCUGGACCCAGACAGGUGUUGAUCCGUGUCCAGGCCUGUGGCGUGAACCCUGUGGAAACCUACAUCCGUUCUGGGACUUUCAGCAAGAAACCCACCCUGCCGUACACACCGGGCUCCGAUGUAGCUGGAGUGGUGGAAACGGCUGGUAAAGGAGUCGUAGCAUUUAAGGCAGGAGAUCGGGUCUUCACCACAGCCACCGACUCUGGAGCUUAUGCGGAGUUCACUGUAGCAGCUGACGACUGUGUCCACAAACUGCCUGAGGCUUUAGAUUUCACACAGGGAGCAGCCAUAGGGAUUCCUUACUUCACUGCCUACAGAGCUUUGAUUCACAAAGCCCAUUCAAAGGCUGGAGAGACUGUCCUCAUCCAUGGAGCCAGUGGAGGGGUGGGUGUGGCCGCGUGUCAGUUGUCCCGUGCUCUGGGUCUCACGGUGUUGGGAACAGCAGGGACACCAGAGGGAAUGAAGCUGGUCCUUAACAAUGGAGCUCACAUGGCCUUCAAUCACAGAGAACAGGGCUACACAGAUCAAAUCACGGAAGCCACAGACGGCAGGGGCGUAGAUGUGAUAGUGGAGAUGCUGUCCAAUGUCAACCUGAGCAAAGACCUCGAGAUGUUGGCCUACGGAGGACGUGUCAUGGUUGUUGGCUCCAGGGGCCCCAUAGAGAUCAACCCCAGAGACACCAUGGCUAAAGAAAGCAGCAUCAUCGGAGUGGUUCUUUACUUGGCUACACAGGAGGAGAAGAAAGAGUGCGCAGCGUAUCUCUACGCAGGAAUGGAAGCUGGUUGGCUGCGUCCAGUCGUCGGUUCCCAGUAUCCACUCGACAAAGCUGCCCAGGCCCACCAUGACAUCAUCGAGUCCCCUGGGGCCGCUGGGAAGAUAGUCCUAACCAUGUGAUGCCAUGACGAUACCACAGGUCCUAGGGUUUAGGCUGUUGAUAAAGUAGAGAAUACAGCAGCAAUUAAAUAUGAAUGAAAAGAACUAUCUGUAUUUUUUCACAAAUUUUAAUAAAUCAUGCUGACAAGUGA
Molecule: messenger RNA, 1218 nt
Organism: Platichthys flesus (European flounder)
Lineage: Eukaryota; Metazoa; Chordata; Actinopteri; Pleuronectiformes; Pleuronectidae
Gene: cryz
Product: crystallin, zeta (quinone reductase)
Exons: 8
Coding region: 101-1087 (328 amino acids)
Cellular component (GO): cytosol
Molecular function (GO): NADPH binding; mRNA 3'-UTR binding; quinone reductase (NADPH) activity
Source: RefSeq, a predicted model, not a curated record